GGGAACUCCUGUUGAUUCUUCUUCCGAGACUUCCGUCGGCAUAAGUUCGCCCUCGACGUCCCGCAGUCGUCCUUCUGCUUCUUUGCCGCUUCUUUCUGCGCCUAAGUCCACACGCUUCAAACGCGAAGAGGAUAUGAACUUGGUCGCUUAUCUCUCCGAAAACACAUCUUCGUCCCCCAGGAUAGGUCUUGAUGAGCGGAACUCAUUCAAAUUAUACUCCAAUCUUACUCGAUCGAAUGCACGCUCUUGGGCGGCCUCCCGAUCUGCAAACUCAUGGUUUAUCCGUUAUACAUCGAACAUGGCGUACUUCGAGACCCUUAUCGAACAAUAUCGAUCACGAAACAGUACCACUCCCUGUGUUACGCUAGGGAAGAGGAAACGCGAUCCUCGUGUCUUGCCUUCUUCGUCCACAUCUGCAUCCUCACUCUUUGAAGACAACAGUUUCAUCGGAAAGGAAGAUAAUCGACAACGAAUCUCACACAGGCCGAGAAAAAGACUGUGUGGUAGCGGCUCUUUUCGGGCGCUCGACGGUGAUGCUGUCGAUAGGGCAGGAAAUGAAUACAAUAGGGAUGAAGAUCAUAAUAAAGCAUAUAGAAGGAGUAAAAGACUACCUGCCGCUCCUUCAUCUCGAAGUCACGGCAGUGAUAAUUCGGGCGAGGAAUCAGACAAUGAAGAAGACACAUCUACUCCCAUUGAAGAAACUGGAUCACUUGGCAGAGCAGGUUUUUUCCAACGGGAAGGUGCACACACUCUAUCCAGUCUUACGAUGCGAUUUACCAGGCGACAUCUGCGAAAUUCAAGGGCGCAGGAUAAUGUCCAGGACGAGGAUGACGACCUUAUAGAAGUAGACUCAUACUUGCGAGGAUGCAGUGUCGGUAGUGUGGAGUCAAACAUGCAGAGUGCAACGGACCCGCCAAAUUCGCACUCAGAUAAAUCUUCGGGUGCAAGAGUCCGAUUUGCAUCCCCUUGUGUUUCAGCAAAAUAUACUUCCACUACCAUCGCUACUCUUUCUCCGUCUCUUACUGAACCACAGGAAUUUUCGGCAACACCGAUUUACGUUUGGCGCCGAGUGAAAAUUCUUCCUAGAAUUCAGACUGUGACCAGCACAGACCGUCCUGAUACUAUGGCGUUGAAUUCUCCGUAUGACUCGGAUGACUGUGUGUCGGCGAAUGCCGAUGCGAACAAUGGCUUAGCCUCAGUAAUGCCUGCACACUCGUCGAGACGUCUGCGUUCGAACUCAUUAGUCCGGACCCGCAAUGUCACCAAAGAUUCGGCGACGGAUCCGAGACAUCCAAAGACAAAAUGUAGACUCUGCUAUGAAGCUAGGAGGAUGAGGUCACUAGCUCAACAAGAGUGCAGCUUUUUGGCAUCACAAAACAACGCCCAAAUAAAUUCGUUCGUGCUCUAUAUGAUGUGUGUAUACAAUCACCGAGGCAUUCUGCAUGCAUGUUCCUUUCCAUUCAUUCAUUCUUGUCUUGUUCCUGGUGGCUGUUGGGUGCUUAUUCUUUAGACGAGCUCAAACCAGCCUCAAACAAUCCGCACCGAGUCCGCACACCAUAUGUAUAUCCGCUUGGAGAUUACUUUACUCCGGUUCAAAGAAUUCAUUCAAUCGAACGUACUUGGUACAAACCAAACCGGAUGCUUAGCCUACUACUUCGUUAUCUUGCACACCAUUUUCCAGAGACUUUAAUAGGCUUGGAUCUGCUUAGAUCUCAAUAACAGUCUAGAUACAAUAGGAUACAACCUCUCGCUUCGGGCCCGCCUGCUGUCACUUCCUGCUUCUUGCUAGUUGCUACUCUCAAAUAUUCGGAUCCAUCACCGAAUCGGAUCACACGAACCUUUUUACCUGUUUACAGCUGUUCGAACUUCGCUACAGUUUAAAA
Molecule: messenger RNA, 1883 nt
Organism: Lentinula edodes (shiitake mushroom)
Lineage: Eukaryota; Fungi; Basidiomycota; Agaricomycetes; Agaricales; Omphalotaceae
Exons: 4
Coding region: 134-1510 (458 amino acids)
Source: RefSeq, a predicted model, not a curated record